AUGGGGGUCAUUGAUCCCUAUAAAGAGCCCUUGAACAGAACUUCCAGCCGUGAGUUCUUGCAUGGAAAGAGCACACCAGCAGAUAUGGCCCUGAACGGCUUUCUGUUUUCCAUUCUGCUUCACCUGGGAACGCUGCUUCCUGUUACUGCAGAACAAAAUGUUUAUUCCAUUGAGGGCAGUCCUGUUACCCUUUCUUGUCCUGAUGUCUCAUCAAACCAAAAUCCAGGCACUGGGUUCUGGAAAUACAACGGGGUAGAAGUCCUUAAAUACACAAAUGGGAAACCUUGGAAAGUUAAUCAAGACAAGAGAUUCAGAGGUACAGAUAAGGGGGAUUUCUCCUUAUACAUGCCAGAAGCACAGGAAGGCCUUUAUACCUGUGAUGUGUCUGGACAAGAGAAAAGUAUUCGCCUUCACUUUCUGAAAGUGACCGGCUCUCCAGAAGGCUCUCUCCUGCAGGGUGAGAGUCUAGAACUGCAACUGCAUCCUCCUGAUAUGACGGCAACUCAGAUCGAAUGGACUGGCCCCCACAAUGAGAAAAGCCGCUGGAAUCUCAUGGACAACAAUCAAAGACUGCAGAUCAAGAAUCUUCAAGUUCAGGAUGAUGGGUUAUGGAAAUGUUCCAUCCACAGUCUAAUUAUCUCCUACAGAGUCACCGUAAUAGGCCCACAUAUGCCUGGGAACAGCGGCGGCCCUAGGACGCCGCCCAAGGAUGGUGCUCCAACGCUGGCACCAGCAACGGCAAGCACAGCUGCAGCAAGGUUCCCAGUGUCGGCGUGCACACCACCGCUGCCCACCGUUGCUCUGCCUCUUGCAUCUGUGGCAUGA
Heteronotia binoei (common prickly gecko) is the source of this 825-nucleotide messenger RNA. RefSeq names its product T-cell surface glycoprotein CD4-like. Gene Ontology annotation, cellular component: membrane raft; external side of plasma membrane. The record is from RefSeq and is a predicted model, not a curated record. Lineage: Eukaryota; Metazoa; Chordata; Lepidosauria; Squamata; Gekkonidae. The transcript has 6 exons. Bases 1 to 825 code for a protein of 274 amino acids. Gene Ontology annotation, biological process: interleukin-15-mediated signaling pathway; positive regulation of ERK1 and ERK2 cascade; T cell activation. Gene Ontology annotation, molecular function: MHC class II protein binding; protein tyrosine kinase binding.